AGGCACGGGCCGUAGCGCGGGCACCCAGCAUGCGGACACAGAUCACACGGAGGACGCUGCUCAGUCUGGUCCUCGGACUCCUGUUUGCAAGCAUGACAGCUAUGGGCAGCUGUCCGGGAGAUUUCCAGGUGCUCCUCGGCCAGCUCCAGAAGCAGGCGCACUCCAUGCAGGACCCCAGCACGCUCCUGGACCCCUAUAUGCGCAUCCAGGGCCUGGACUUCCCCAAGCUGAGAGAGCGCUGCAAGGAGCACCCCGGGGCCUUCCCCAGUGAGGGUGCCCUGCGGGGGCUGGGCAGGCGGAGCUUCCUGCGGACCCUCAAUGCUACGCUGGGCCUCGUGCUGCGCAGACUGGCCGCCAUACAGCAGCACCUCCCGGAGGCCCGGGGUUUGGAGAAGCCGCCCGCAGCGAGGCUGAGCACCCAAGACUUGGAGAUGCUGAAGAUGGCCAGGCUGAACAUCCACGGGCUCAGGAACAACAUCUUCUGCAUGUCCCGGCUGCUGGGCAGCUCCUGGGACGCGGCCGAGCCCACUCAGGCAGCCCCGGGGACCUCUCCGCCGCCCACCCCCGACCCAGGUGCCUUUCAGCGCAAGCUGGAGGGCUGCAGGUUCCUGCACGGCUACCACCGCUUCAUGAGCUCUGUGGGGCAGGUCUUCGGUGAGUGGGGGAAGAGCCCGAGCCAGAGCCACAGACACAGGCCCCCCCGGGCCCUGCAGAAGGAGGCCCGCAGACCCAGACCCUCCAGGAGCAGCAAGAGACUCGUGCCUAGGGGGCAGUUGCCCCGGUAGCCUCAGGAGCACCCUUUGCAGGUGAAGGAUGCGGCGGGUGUCUGUGGAUGGAAGGGGACUGUGGCAGGAGGACACCUCCGGGGUCUCCAAACCUGCUCCCACCCCCACCCCGGCUCAGAAGUGCACUUUAAGAGGUGGGAGCUGGGCGGCCUCUUCUACCUCCUCCGGGCUGGGGGGCAGAGUCAGGUGGUUGCACUCCCCAGCUCCGAGUUCCCGAGUCCCGGUGGGGUGGCCAGGUCAGGCCACGCAGGGCUGACUUUCCAUUGAUUCAGGGGUCUGAUGACACAGGGUGACUCACGGCUGGGCUGACUGCCCCCCUGCUUUGCUCCCCGGAGGCCUGCCGGCCCUUCCCUCUCAUGACUUGCCGGGCCGUUGCCCCCAGACUUCCUCCUUCCCGUGGUUCUGCAGGGAGGUCACGGCCUGAGCGGGCCUCCUAUGCCUCACUGCGUCUCAGGCCAGACACCUGGAUGUCUGGGUGACCUCACUUUAGGCAGCUGUAUCAGGGGCACGGUGUCCCAGGAGAACUGAUCUGAGGGUCCAGGGAACAGGGCUCAGGUCCCAGCACAGUCCCCAACUUGCUGUGUAACCUCGGGCAGGUCACUUUACCUCUCUGGACCUCAGUUUUCUCCUUGUGAAGCCAGAGAGUUGGGGACCAUGUAAGGCCCCCUCUGUCUGUCCAUUGCUGGGACCCUGUGACAUAGGGCGGCUAUCAGAGUCUCUGUAAAUCAGGACACGCGGUGCCAAUGGCGAUGGGUGGGUGUAGGCCCAGCUCUCCGCAGACCUCUGAGCCCCUGGCAGCCCAGCCUUGGCGCCUCACUGCGGCUGCUCCCCCUGGUGGCGUAUCCUGGAAUUUUCUCACGCUGAAACCAUUGCCCUCCCGGAGGGGGUUCCGGAAGCUGCUGGGCCAAUUCCCUGGAGGGACAUGAUUAAUUUAUCACUUUUUAUCAGUUUUAUAUUUAUAAGGCUUAUUUAUGAUGUGUAUUUAAUGUUAAUAUUGUGCCAACAUGUA
Molecule: messenger RNA, 1794 nt
Organism: Propithecus coquereli (Coquerel's sifaka)
Lineage: Eukaryota; Metazoa; Chordata; Mammalia; Primates; Indriidae
Gene: OSM
Product: oncostatin M
Exons: 3
Coding region: 30-785 (251 amino acids)
Biological process (GO): immune response; oncostatin-M-mediated signaling pathway
Cellular component (GO): extracellular region
Molecular function (GO): cytokine activity; oncostatin-M receptor binding
Source: RefSeq, a predicted model, not a curated record